This is a messenger RNA of Trifolium pratense (red clover), 1931 nucleotides long. Its product is annotated as pathogenesis-related genes transcriptional activator PTI6-like. Bases 570 to 1646 code for a protein of 358 amino acids. Lineage: Eukaryota; Viridiplantae; Streptophyta; Magnoliopsida; Fabales; Fabaceae. The transcript has a single exon. The record is from RefSeq and is a predicted model, not a curated record. Gene Ontology annotation, molecular function: DNA-binding transcription factor activity; DNA binding. Gene Ontology annotation, biological process: regulation of DNA-templated transcription.
UCUACUCAUUCAACAACUUUUACUACAUACACCCCCCCACCAUAGAAUCUACGCCUUUUUUUUGGGCUAAAAUCUCUUCUCUUUGAAUCUCUAGAUUUUGUUCCUUUUAUAUAAAAAAAUAUAUCACAAAGAAGUUUCAAAGAAAGUUUCUAGUGUUGUUAUAGAAUCAUAAUAAUCACCGUCUCAAAUUAAUCACUUUAAUCCUCUAGUGUUUUUGUGAUUUUUUCAGCUUUUCUUCCUCUUACCUUACCAUACCAUAACCACCAACAUCACCCCACGAUGUUAAAAGCACUUUUGUUCACACUUUAUUCUCUUAUUUCUUUCUACCAAUUCCAUUUUCUCACAUUUUAAUACUAUUUAUUACAUAUUUACUACCUUCCCUUUUCAUUUUCACCCCUUUUAAUGUCUUUUUAUUUUUUUCAUUCCAAAAGUCUCUCACUCUUCAAAGUUCAAUCUUCUCACUCAAGUUUCUCAUUUAUUAUUCCAAAAUAAAAUAAAAUCUCUUCCUAUUUCUUUACCCAAAACACAAACACAAACACAGUUUCUCACAAAAAACACAAAGAAUCAUCAUGGAACAACAACAACAACAACAGAGUAUCCUAUGUAAAACCACUGUCCACCACCAAACUUUUACUAAGAAAUACACAAAACCAAACAAGAGAAAUGACACUAAUAGUAAUCAAAUCGAAUUACCACGCGUGAUUCGAUUAACGGUUACUGAUGCAGAUGCUACUGAUUCAUCCAGUGAUGAAGAAACACAGUGUUUGAUUCCCCGUAGGAGAAUCAAACACUAUGUUAAUCAGAUUGAUAUUGAAACCGUUGUUGAGACAACGGUUUCUGGUAGUAAGAAAAGGUCUUCUAGAGAAACUAAAUUGAAAUCUUCUAGAAGACCGGAGAAGAAAGUUGCUGUUGCUGUUGCUGUUGCUAAAGAUGAAAGAAAGUUCCGCGGUGUUCGGAUGAGACCGUGGGGGAAAUGGGCGGCUGAGAUUAGAGAUCCAGGGACUCGAGUUCGGUUAUGGUUAGGAACAUUCAACACUGCUGAAGAAGCUGCUAUGGUUUAUGAUGCUGCAGCGAUUAAAUUUCGCGGCAAAGAUGCUGUUACAAACUUCGGUAUACCGGAGUUUGAAAAUGCUGAAAAAAUUGAAGUUGUUAAGGAGAAAACAAAAAUCAAUAUUAAUAAUGUGAAGACGGAGAUUUCUGUUUCCGGUGAAGAUUCCGGCGAUGAGUUUGUUAAUUUAUCUUCUCCGACGUCUGUUCUCCGGUUUAGACGAGAGGAAAUGAAUGAAAAUGCAAAAAAACCGUUUAAUGAAGAUCACGAGUCUGUUGUUCAACCGGUUGAACCGUUUGGUGAAUGUGAAGGUGAGACGAGGUUUUUCGAAGAAACUAAUGAGUUUUUUCGACAAGAAAUGGAUGAUGUGUUUAAUUUUCCAACAACUUGUGAAUAUUUUUCAAGUAUGUUUGAUGAAACUCCUAUGGAAUUUUUUGAUGAAACGACAGAGGUUUUGGUUAAUGAGUGUCGUUUAAGUGAUCAUGUGGAAUUUGAUAAAACACACUCACGUUCUUCUUCAUCAUCAGAAGCUUUAUGUGAAGGGGAUGAAAUUCUUGAUGAUAUUUUGUUAGGAUUAGAACCUCUUGUUGUGCUUUGAAUGUUCAUGAUGAUAUCUCAAUUUCAGAAGUCGUCGUUGACCUGUUGAUUUUGAUCAGCAGAUUUUGAUUCCGGUGACAAGAAAAUCUCUAAAUUUAAUUAGGAGUUUAUAUUAUCUAUUUUGUUAAAUAUAUUAACUUAUCAAAUUUUGUUUAUUUAGUUAAGGAAGAGAGUUGAGUUAAGUUUUGUUUAAUUUUAUUAUUUAUAUUUUGUUGCUUAAUAAUUUUGAGGUUUAUGAGAAUGUAAUAUAUAUUGUUCAAAUAUCAAUGCAAGUCCUAUCUUGGUG